This is a messenger RNA of Culex pipiens pallens (northern house mosquito), 1657 nucleotides long. It is a transcript of the gene Rlb1, whose product is annotated as DNA ligase 1. NCBI's taxonomy places the organism in Eukaryota, Metazoa, Arthropoda, Insecta, Diptera, Culicidae. Gene Ontology annotation, biological process: maturation of SSU-rRNA. The record is from RefSeq and is a predicted model, not a curated record. Gene Ontology annotation, cellular component: 90S preribosome; nucleus. The transcript is spliced from 2 exons. The coding region runs from base 99 to 1589 and encodes 496 amino acids.
CAAAACACAACGUGCAUGCUUGGCGAUUUUAAGAAGUUGAGCGAUUUUGCUGGUUUCUUUUCAAUUUUUGCGAAUUUGGAAUAAGAAUUUAAUGGAAUAUGGAUACCGACAAGCUUAAUCGAGAGCUCCAAAUCUUCCGGAACCAUGUGAAGAUCGCCCGCGAGAACAUCAUCCACAAGCUGGUGCGGGACAUCAAGUUCUGGAAGCAAAAGCAAGACACUCAUGCGGAGAACGUGCGCGCCUCCAAGAAGGUCCAGUCGGCGGAACUCCUAAUGAGUCACAUUCGCGCCCAGCACGCAUCGGAACUCGCCAAAGCGGUUAUUCGGUUCAAACCAAAGAGCGCGGUCGGGGCGGAACUGACCGUGGAGCAGCGAGCGCUGCUGCGGUUUCACGAGAACAAGAAGCUGGCGCCGGAGGUGCAGGCGUUGAUUCGACGGUUCGGGUUGAACAGCAAGAUGGAGCUGUUGGACAAGUUCUUGAAGAGUAGGGAUCAGGUUAAGGUGAAGGAGGGCAAGAAGCGGAAGGAGAAGGGGAAGAAGGUGCGGAAGGUUAAGAGAGAAGCCGCUGGAGAGCAAGAGUCUGAAGAUCAGGGAUUCUGCGAGCAGGAGGUAAAGGUUGCGGAUAAGGAUAACUCUGAAGAAUCGAAUGACGAAGAUGAUUCCGUUUCAAAUGAUUCUGAAAAUGAGGAAGAGCAAGAAGACGUGGGUAAAUUUGUCAGAACUCCUGCCAAACUGAAAAAUGUUCAAAAGAAGGAACCAAAACCGAAGGAUUCCGUUAAAAAGAAGGAACAAAAAUCGAAGGAUUCCACAAAGAAACCAGAACCGAAAAAGCGAAAGCUGUUGAAGGCACCGGAAGACGAUGACGAGAAGGAUAAAAGCGUUCAAAUCCAGGACAGCUUCUUCGUAACGAGCAGCGGCCAGAGCUACGUCGCUACGGCGCCGGUUGUCGAUAAGAAAGAGCAGGAUCAGGAAGAGGAAGAGUACAGUUGGAAGCGAACCAUCAAGAAGAAGGACAUUCUGGGCAACAAGGAGGAACGACCACAGAAGCGACCCCACUCCAAAGACCAGGACGAGCUGCAUCCAUCGUGGAAGGCAAAACAGCAGCAAAAGGGAAUCAAACCCUUCCAGGGUCAGCGCAAACGGUUUGACGAGAGCGAUAAUCCGACGCCAGAUCUCCAUCCGUCCUGGGCGGCGAAGCAAAAGCAGCAAGGCAUCAAACCGUUUUCCGGCAAGAAAACGACGUUCGAUUCCGACAAGGCGGAUCCCGUCGCUGCACCGGAAGACCUUCACCCCUCGUGGGCGGCCAAGCAGAAGCAAAAGGGCAUCAAACCGUUUGCCGGCAAGAAGAUUGUGUUCGAUUCCGAGGCACCGGCGGUUGAGGCCGGCAAAGACUUGCACCCAUCGUGGGCUGCGAAGCAGAAACAGAAAGGAAUUCAAGCUUUUCAGGGUAAGAAAACGGUGUUCGAGUCUUCAGCAGCGGCGCCGCCGCAGCCAGCUGUCCCCAGUGACCUGCACCCGUCCUGGGCGGCCAAACAGCGCGAGAAGGGCAUUCAGGCGUUUGCGGGUAAGAAAAUUACGUUCGAUGAUUAAGGUGUAAGGCUAAGUUUAGUUCGUUCCUAAGUGCUAAUGGAAUAAAUACAACUCUUUUCGUUGAUCAA